GGGUCACCAGGCAUCAGGUCAUUUGGCUCGACAGCGGGCACCGCGUCAUCUGGCAAGGCAGUGGGCUCCGAGUCAACUGGCAGGACCGCGGGCACUGGGUCAAACAUUGGAUCGUCUGGCUGGACAGCGGGCAUCGGGUCACCAGGCAUCAGGUCAUUUGGCUCGACAGCGGGCACCGCGUCAUCUGGCAAGGCAGUGGACUCCGAGUCAACUGGCGUGACCGCGGGCACUGGGUCAGACAUUGGAUCGUCUGGCUGGACAGCGGGCAUCGGGUCACCAGGCAUCAGGUCAUUUGGCUCAACAGCGGGCACCGCGUCAUCUGGCAAGACAGUGGGCACCAAGUCACCAGGCACGACCGUGGGCUCUGAGUCAGGCAUCAGGUCACCAGGUAUGACAGCGGGCACUGGGUCACCAGGCAUCAGGUCAUUUGGCUCGCCAGCGGGCACCGCGUCAUCUGGCAAGGCAGUGGGCACCGAGUCACCAGGU
This is a messenger RNA of Staurois parvus, 486 nucleotides long. Lineage: Eukaryota; Metazoa; Chordata; Amphibia; Anura; Ranidae. The record is from the annotation of a GenBank genome assembly.